UUGGCCGUUGGACUUAGUCUUGGUGCCCUCGCUGAGCUUACCAAAAGAAACCUCGGAUUAAGCGACAACAAAGGGGACGACAGAAAUCCAUUCUUGAGCGAAUCGAAUGUCGAACGAAUCGUUAACACGCUUUGUCGAGUGCGGGGCGCUGCCCUCAAACUUGGCCAAAUGCUUAGCAUUCAGGAAGUGGCCCAAGAUUACAAGAGUUUCUCUCCUGAUGAAGUCCAUCACUUUGUUCUCAAUAAGGCCAUGAAACUAUCAAAACUACUUGGAGGAGAUGGCUUCGACGAUAUAACUCCUGAAGAAGUUAAUGACCUGAUAGAUGCCCACUCACAACCGCUGACGGACGAAGAUCUGACGGAAAUGACAAGGUCAGCAAGCGAGGAAGAGGAACAAGAGGAACUAGGGGUUGAAGAAGAGGAGGUUGACCCAACACUCGAUUGUUUCGUAACCAUAAUUAGAAUGGCCAAAGAACUUCAGCGAGUGGCUCAAGAAUGGGACCCCAAGAUUCUUCGCUCAUUGCAGUUUUCAAAUACAAUCGAGGUUGGCAUGUCGGUUUGUAAAAACCUUCUCGUCCAGAAAAAGCAGCCUCAGCAACUCUCCAUAACUGUGUUCCUCAUUCGGAAGAAUAUACCAGUUGCGCCGACAUCUUUAGAGAAAGCAAGCUACUGA
Molecule: messenger RNA, 672 nt
Organism: Soboliphyme baturini
Lineage: Eukaryota; Metazoa; Nematoda; Enoplea; Dioctophymatida; Soboliphymatidae
Source: the annotation of a GenBank genome assembly